Molecule: messenger RNA, 2955 nt
Organism: Durio zibethinus
Lineage: Eukaryota; Viridiplantae; Streptophyta; Magnoliopsida; Malvales; Malvaceae
Product: U-box domain-containing protein 32-like
Biological process (GO): protein phosphorylation; protein ubiquitination
Molecular function (GO): ubiquitin-protein transferase activity; protein kinase activity; ATP binding
Source: RefSeq, a predicted model, not a curated record
CUUUAUACACAAAUCUAACGCUUAAAAGAAAAAGAAAAGGCCCACUUUUUCAACUCGGUGACUGACUCACUUACCGAGUCAAUUCGGCAAUUUAAAGGUGGUCCUGAUUAUAAUUUCCUUGGAACAGCAUGUAUAUUCUUAAAGGGGAAAACAGAAGAAGAAUCUGUGGAGAGAUGGGGAGUCUGGUGGAAGAGACUGAAGGCCAGCGAGAAUACGAUGUUGCGGAGACUAUAUUCGUUGCAGUGGGGAAGAAUGUGGAGAAGAGCAAAACGACGCUUUUUUGGGCUGUUCACAACUUUCCCGGGAAAAUGAUAUGCUUGCUUCACGUUCACCAGCCUACUCAUGAACCCGCGUUGAAUGGAAAGCUUGCGCACAACAAAUUGAAACAGCAUGUAGUUGAGGCACCCCAGAAACUUGAAAGACAAAAAAUGCAAGAACUCCUAGAUGAAUACCUUCUUAUUCUAGACCAUGCAGGGGCACAGGCAGAUACAGUAUGGAUAGAGAUGGACAGUGUUGAAAAUGGGAUUGUAGAAAUUAUAGCACGGCAUAGUGUUAGAUGGCUUGUCAUGGGGGCAGCAGCCGAUAAAUAUUAUUCAAAGAAACUAGUAGAAGUAAAGUCCAAGAAAGCAAUCUUUGUAUGCCAAAAAGCACCAGUGUCUUGUCAUACUUGGUUCACUUGCAAGGGUUGCCUCAUCUAUACUAGAAUAGGUAGAAAAGAUGGAUCUAAUAUUGAGAUUGCAACUCUAUCACCACCACUGGAUUCUUCCCUAUUGACAGAGAAAUUGGAACUCUUGCUGUCAGAAUCUGUAUUUAGGGUGAGAUCUAUUGAUGUAGAGGAAGAUACUGAUGUAAUGGGUGGAAAAUUAAGGCCUAUUUCCUUGUGUUCAGAACAUCCAAACUUGUCUAACAAUGGAGUCGUUGACAGUUAUGGGUCAAUCCCAUUGCUGAUGGAUAAGGAAGAAGGACAUCAAGGACGAGUGAAUAAUGAAACUGAUCAACAACUAGAACUAUCCAUUAUGGAUGAUCAUAACUUAAAGCAGAAAGUGUUUGCAGAGACAGUGAAGCAAUGGAAGGAGGAAAAUGAUUGCAUGGAGGCUAUAUGCAAGGAGAUGAGCCAAAGAAGAGAGAUGGAGGAGUUUCUUGAAAGAAAGAAGCAAGAAAUACAAAAGGUGAAGGACCAGCAUGAUGAAUUUAUGAAAGAAUUGCUGAUGGUUAAGGGCCAGAGGCCAGUACUUGAGAGCCAAAUUGCUGAGUCCAAGUGCACUGAGAAGGAGUUGGAGGAGAAGAUAAUCUCAGCUGUGGAACUUUUAAUUAGCUUUAAGAAAAAGCGGGAUGACAUGCGGAUGGAGCAUGGAAAUGCCAUAAGAGUAUUGAAACAUUUAAAGAAAUCGGUAAAUGGUGAAGAUGUAAGCUUUCCAGGGACAGAAAUCCUUGAAUUUUCUUUCAUGGAGAUUAAUAAUGCCACUCGCAACUUUGAUCCAUCCUGGAAGAUUGGAGAAGGAAAAUAUGGAAGUGUAUAUAAAGGUCUCCUUCGCCAUGUGCAUGUAGCUAUAAAAAUGUUGCCCUCAUAUGGCUCUCAAAGCCUCUUGGAAUUUGAGAAUGAGGUAGAGAUAUUGAGUCGAGUGAGACAUCCAAAUCUGAUAACAAUGAUUGGAACUUGCCCAGAGUCUAGGUCACUUGUCUUUGAAUACCUCAGGAAUGGCAGUCUAGAAGACCGCCUUGCCUGCAAAAAUAACACUCCGCCGCUUCCAUGGCAAACUCGAACUCGCAUUGCUUCCGAGAUAUGCUCUGCCCUUAUCUUCCUUCACUCUAAUAAGCCUUGUAUUCCCCAUGGGAACUUAAAACCCUCUAAAGUCCUUCUUGAUGCUAAUUUUGUAUCAAAGCUCAGUGACAGCGGCAUCUAUCGCUUGAUCCCACAACGUGAAAGCACAGCUAUUUCUGCUUCAUUGUGUACUAAAUCUAACCCUAAGGUUGCAUCCGUUUAUAUGGAUCCAAAGUAUCUGGAGAAUGGACAAGUUACUCGAGAAUCUGAUGUAUACUCAUUUGGGAUGAUACUGUUACGACUUUUGACUGGGAGACCAGCGUUGGGGAUCUUGAAAGAUGUAAAAUGUGCAAUCGAGACAGAAAAUUUUAACAUGGUGUUGGACUGGUCAGCUGGUGACUGGCCACUCGAAGAAGCCCAAUUGUUGGCUCACUCGGCAUUAAGAUGUUGUGAGAAGCAGCCAUUGAAUCGACUGGACCUUGUGUCAGAAAUAUGGAGUGUGCUUGGGCCAAUGAGGGACUUGUGUAUUGAAUCGGUAUCAAGUUUGGGAGCUAAGGAGCCUCGCCGGAUCCCUUCUCACUUUGUCUGCCCAAUUUUUCAGGAAGUGAUGAAAGAUCCACUCAUAGCAGCAGAUGGCUUCACAUAUGAAGGAGAUGCUAUUAGAGGAUGGUUAGAAAGUGGCCAUGACACAUCACCAAUGACUAAUCUUAAGCUUGAACACUGCAGUCUGGUCCCUAAUUAUGCUCUUCAUCAGGCAAUUCAAGAGUGGCAACAUGCACAAUACUAGUAAUAUUUAUCUUUUUCUCGUUUCCUGUACAUCUGCCUAUAUGUCGACCGUAUCCCUCCAACCUUCAUACCUAUUCUUCGUGAACCAACUGAACCGAUUAAACUAUAGCAUGCUCAUACUCUCAUGUACAGCUCAAGGGAUUUCAGUGCCAUUGCUGUAUCCAACGUUUCACCUCAUCCAUUCUUUAUGGAAAUGUUUCAGUUUUGUCUUCGAAUGGAAUGCUUUUACAGUCGAUUCUUAUUUAGAGGGAAGUUGAAGGGUGGACUUGAUUGCUCCAAUUAACCUUCAACUCUAUUGUAUUAUUUUGAAGGUCACAAGUGAAACUUCAUGUAACACUGGAGUGUUGCCCAACUGAUGCUUGGGCCAUUAUCAUGGAAAUUGCUCAACUCAUAAUAUGAUUUUUCUA